Messenger RNA from Myripristis murdjan (pinecone soldierfish), 2272 nucleotides. RefSeq names its product cyclin C (gene ccnc). Gene Ontology annotation, biological process: regulation of transcription by RNA polymerase II. The record is from RefSeq and is a predicted model, not a curated record. Lineage: Eukaryota; Metazoa; Chordata; Actinopteri; Holocentriformes; Holocentridae. Gene Ontology annotation, molecular function: cyclin-dependent protein serine/threonine kinase regulator activity. The coding region runs from base 133 to 984 and encodes 283 amino acids. The transcript is spliced from 12 exons.
UGUUCUUCUCCGGGAGGAAUUUCACGUUACUCUCGUAAUUGAUUAGCAGAACUACUUUCCUGUUGAUACCCACUUCUUUGUUGGAAAAUACUGUCAAUUUAAAGUGUGGUCCUCUACCUCAACUGCUACGAUAUGGCAGGAAACUUCUGGCAAAGCUCUCACUAUCUUCAGUGGGUCCUGGACAAGCAGGACCUGAUGAAGGAGCGCCAGAAAGACCUUAAAUUUCUGACAGAAGAGGAGUACUGGAAACUGCAGAUAUUCUUUGCCAAUGUCAUCCAGUCUCUGGGGGAACACCUGAAGUUGCGGCAGCAGGUCAUUGCUACAGCAACUGUCUACUUCAAACGCUUCUAUGCCAGGUAUUCGUUGAAAAGUAUAGAUCCAGUGCUCAUGGCUCCUACCUGUGUUUUCCUGGCUUCUAAAGUUGAGGAAUUUGGAGUUGUGUCCAACACCAGGCUGAUCUCUGCAGCAACGUCUGUAUUGAAAACAAGAUUUUCCUAUGCCUUCCCAAAGGAGUUUCCAUACAGAAUGAAUCAUAUAUUAGAAUGUGAAUUCUACCUUCUGGAGUUGAUGGACUGCUGCCUGAUUGUGUACCACCCCUACAGACCACUGCUGCAGUAUGUACAGGAUAUGGGGCAGGAGGACAUGCUACUGCCCCUGGCCUGGCGAAUAGUGAAUGACACAUACAGGACAGACCUGUGUCUGCUCUACCCACCCUUCAUGAUUGCCCUGGCCUGUCUGCAUGUUGCCUGUGUGGUGCAGCAGAAAGACGCCAGACAGUGGUUUGCAGAGCUCUCUGUCGAUAUGGACAAAAUCCUGGAAAUCAUCCGUGUGAUUCUGAAGCUGUAUGACCAGUGGAAAAAUUUUGAUGACAGGAAGGAGAUGUCUGCAGUGCUGAACAAAAUGCCUAAACCCAAGCCCCCUCCUAACAGUGAGAGCGACCAGAGCUCCAACGGGAGUCAGAACAACUCCUACAGCCAGUCAUAGGCAAUGCAUGGCAUCUGCAGUGUCAAUGUAUUAAGGAUGGACCUUUUUAAAAAUGUCACACAGCAUAACCUUGGUGAUACCAGUUGGAAAACCACACUGACAGAGGAAAAUGGCCCUUUCACUUUUGAACUGACAAGCCCCAUCCAAAACAAAGGGGCAUUUCUCCACACGUCCGCUAGUCCCCCUCUCAGAAUCAUCAUGGUCUUGUUUAUCCAGGAAGUAGUCACCAAAAUGUCUGCACUGAGCAGGCAGGUGUGAUGUGUUCCAGACUUGAAAAACAGAUGAGGACGCUGGGGGGACGUGGAGAAGAGGGGAGCCGGGAAUGUGGGGGAAAUAAAUCGGAGAACAUUGGGGUUCACAGCUAUACAGUGUGAUGGUUUGGUAGAAAAAAAAAAAAAGAUUGAUUUAAUGUCAUUGUGAUGAUCCUGACAUCCUUGAACAGUCUCGGGGAGCAAGUCAUUUGAAAUGGGGCUCCGUGGGAUUGAAGAAAACUUGAUCACUAGUACUGUGUGUGCAUGCGUGCGAGUGUGUGUGUGUGUGAGUGGCCAGGCUUGAGAGGGUUUUCAUUCCUCAGGGACUAAUAGUAGUCUUCUCUACUGGUGUCUGUAAAAUGAUUUGAUCCUGUGCUGUUACAGAGUGGAUCUGAUUGGAUAUCAGUCUGUACAACUGUGAUUUGAUUGGAUCCCCUGCCCACUAAGGUCUGUGCUGGUUAGUCACAGACCUUGGCAGGGGAAAUCCCAAGGGAGAAUGUAGGCUCCUCUUUAAGGUAGAUAUUAGCUCUUUGAAUAUCUGAAUUUACUGUUACAAAUCAAGAAACCCCUCCUCCCCAUGCCCUCGUCCCAAUGUAAAUAGCCUUAUAAUUAUAUUUUAUUUUUAUCUCGCUUCUUGGAUGGAAAUUAUGAACGGGGUUAGCUACAUACCUGUGCUUCAGUUGAAAGUGCCCCUGUUUGAUUAAGGAUCAUGAUUAUGUUUGCCUGCUGCGAAGCUUAUUUUUUAUUAUCAUAAUUAUUAUUAUUUUUUUUUUUUCAAUUAUUCUGCUUUAGGUUUAGAAUGAUAUUGUGGUAAUCCAUGUUUUUUUUGUCAAGUUUUUAUUUUUUACCAGUCAAAGGCUUUUUUGCAGUGCUGUCUUAAAGGCAAAAUUAAAUCGCUCUAGAUUUGUUUGCAAAAAUUCAGUUGUGCAUUUUUUUAAUUCAUUGUGUGUACCUCUUAUGCAUUUAAUCAUUGAAUUGUGGCAAUAUAUGUGUGCGUAUACCUGUAGAUGUCUAUAUAUUUUUGUGAUGUAAUACAG